ACCAAACGGGAUCGACCUCUCUCUCUCUCUCUCUCUCUCUCUCUCUCUUUCUCUCUUAGCCCUCCAGCCACUGACACUCAGCCAAAAUAGAGGGAUGUCACAUCUGAAGGAAAGCCAGUCUUACUCGGUCUGCGUGAAAAAUAACCAGUGCGUAACCAUUCUUCACCUUUACGCACGGACUUGUUUUCUUGUUUUAUCCACGGGGGUCUGUGCGCGCUGACUGCUUGUGAUCUUCCAUUUCUCUGUUGGUUGUCACGAUGCUUCCUAGCCCGGUUAUAACCUCUUCAACCACGCCUUUUUCUGUAAAAGACAUUUUGAAGUUAGAGUUACAACAACAAUCGCAGCACCACCAGCUCCAGCUCAUCUCCUGCCUCGGUCUCUCCGGUGCGCUCUCCCAACCCGGACCUUUUACCAAGAAUAAACCUCUGCGCUCCCACUCGCCGCCCUCCUGUAUGCUGGCCAGAAGGGACAGUCCGAGUCCCAUCAGCCCCGGCCUGUCCGAGUGCGAGGACAGGAUGUCGUACCUCAACCCCCUGUCUGUUCAGGACCGUCUGGCGGAGUCAGGGCUGCCGGUGGAGAUGUUCAAUACCCCGGGACACCACCACCACCCUGGAGAGCUUCGACUGGAAACCGAGCAGGAGGAUCCAGAUACAAAGACCUGUGGUGCGUUACGGGGUGAAUGUGAAGACGCAGACUCGGAAAAACCCGCCACCAAACAGCAGAGGACCAGGAGGAAACCGCGCGUCCUCUUCUCCCAGGCGCAGGUGUUCGAGUUGGAGCGACGGUUCAAGCAGCAGCGUUACCUGUCCGCCCCGGAGAGGGAACACCUGGCCACGUCCUUAAAACUCACCUCCACGCAGGUCAAGAUCUGGUUCCAGAACAGGAGGUACAAAUGCAAGAGGCAGCGGCAGGACAAGACUCUGGAGAUGGCGGGUCACCAUCACCACCAUCACCACCACCACCACCACCCUCCUCCUCCUCCUCCGCCGCCCAGGAGGGUGGCUGUACCGGUGCUGGUUCGGGACGGGAGACCUUGUCUGGCUGGAUCUCAGAACUAUAACACCUCUUACACGGUCGGAGCUCCGAACCCGUACAGCUACAACAGCUACCCUGCGUACAGCUACAGCAACUCCGUGUAUACAAACAGCUAUUCUUGUACUUACUCCAGUCUACCUGCUCUGCCACCCAGUAAUAACACUGCCAAUGCGUUUAUGAAUAUGAAUUUAGGGAACCUUGGUGCACAGACUCAAACCCAAUCAACCCAAGGACCAGUGGUCACACCCUGCCAAGGAACUCUGCAGGGCAUCCGGGCAUGGUAGCGCACUUUUUACGCACGGCUGGGGUUCAUGGCCACAAGCUCUAGCAUGUAUACUAUUCACAUUUUUGCUUGUGGAUACAUGAUUUUAGUAUUACCCUGUGAGGUGUAGUGGUAUUGGUGUGUAACUUCAGCCUGCCCGAGCCCAUGAGCCUCUACAGCAGGGGUGUCAAACUCAUUUUAG
Messenger RNA from Sphaeramia orbicularis (orbiculate cardinalfish), 1499 nucleotides. RefSeq names its product NK2 homeobox 3 (gene nkx2.3). Gene Ontology annotation, biological process: cell differentiation; regulation of transcription by RNA polymerase II. Gene Ontology annotation, molecular function: RNA polymerase II cis-regulatory region sequence-specific DNA binding; DNA-binding transcription factor activity, RNA polymerase II-specific. Lineage: Eukaryota; Metazoa; Chordata; Actinopteri; Kurtiformes; Apogonidae. Bases 258 to 1319 code for a protein of 353 amino acids. Gene Ontology annotation, cellular component: nucleus. The record is from RefSeq and is a predicted model, not a curated record. The transcript has 2 exons.